AUGAAAAUCACGCUGAAGUAUGAGGAAGCUGGUACAGAGGACCUUUAUAUGACGCUGCGGCUAACUCUGCCGCAGAAGUAUGUCAACGGAACAAACAAAGAGGUGGUCAAGCUUUUUGUUGACCACUACAACAAGAAACAUGCUGAGACUCCGCUUUCAAUGGAGGAACUGCACCUCAAAAUUGUUGGUGGGGUUCACCUUGAUAAUGAAGAAAGAGUGCGUGACUCUUUGUCGAAUGGCGAUGAGUGCUACCUCCUAGGCAAAGACUCAGAUGGGCCUGCGCCCAAGAGGCCAGAGGUCGAGAAGGGCUACCACUGCACUCCAGCGGCUCCCAAAGAUGCUGCAGAAAAAAAGGUUGUGAAAAACGAAGAUGGGAAAGUCAGGUGUAAGAAUUUCGGCUGCCAGAAAUUUUUUGAUCCAGAUGGGCCGCCGCAAGAAUGCUUGCACCACAAGGCGGCUCCGAUCUUUCAUGAGACAGCGAAAUGGUGGUCAUGCUGCCCAGACCGCAAGGCCUACGAAUUCGAUGAGUUCAUGAGGAUACCGGGUUGCACCCAGGGCUUCUGCAAUAGUGAGAGCCAAGGGAAGAAGCGUUUCCUCGGCGGCACCGACCUUCGUGGAGACAGCGCCCCGGUUCGAUUAGACGCCGACGCUCCUCCAGACCCGCGGCAGAAGUUGGAAAGCAUGCGCAGAGGUCUGGUCGCCGUUGGUGUGGAUGGGGAGCUGUUCCAAAAGGUUGCCGGGAAGCUGGCUCAGUCUGGCGAUUUGGAGAAGGAAGCUGGCCUUGAGAAGCUGGGAUUCUUCCUCACUUUGCCCUUGCUUCUCACACCUUCCGGCCGUGAUCCCAAUGCUGGCGCUGGCCUCGCAUCACGCCCCAAGUUUGCCAUCCUGGCAGCAUUCAUUAGCGGAGUAAGUUGCGCUGUGGCUAACUUCUUCUACUCCCGCGCGAUGAUGAACGGCGAUGCGGGAGCUGUAUCUGCCAUCACAGCAUCUUACCCGCCUGUCACACUGAUCUUAUGUGCCGCAUUCAUGCGCGAGAAGGUUUCGAGGAACAAGCUUCUGGGAUCCUUCUUCAUGCUCUUGGGUGCUUUCUUCAUGGCGCACGGUGAAACUCGAGAACCUCCCCGUACCACGUUAGAUUCAUUUAUCCAGGGCAAAGAAGUCCUGGGCGAGAUAGCUUUUGCGACGGGCGCCCAGGCCAUUUCCGAGUUCGACCGAGUCCCGUACGGCUGCUCGAAAGUGAGCGUGGAUGUGCCCCACAACAAGAUCACAGGACCUGUUGCCGAACUGGCUCGCACCCUCUACUUCACACGGCGCGAGGCGGAGGAGAUGAUGCAUACUCCGAAGCUGGACCCCAAGGUGAGGCACUACGCAACCGACACAGCGCACUAUGCGCAUGACCUGGAGUUCUUUGCCAGGCAGCUAGGGCUUGCGAUGAAGAUGCCAACUGGGGUGGAUCCGCCAUACCUCCCCCUGGACAUGAUGUCCAUGCCGGAUCCUUCCAUCUUAGCCUUGCUGCCUCCCCACCGGGGCGUCGACAGGUCAUGCCUGGCAUACCAGGCAUCCUUGCAUAGGACCGGCAGCUUCCUGUGA
Molecule: messenger RNA, 1590 nt
Organism: Symbiodinium pilosum
Lineage: Eukaryota; Dinophyceae; Suessiales; Symbiodiniaceae
Source: the annotation of a GenBank genome assembly